CUCUUCAGACACACAUAUAGUCUGUUUAGUUAUAGCUUCUUCUUUUUUAUAUUAAAAAAAAAAAAAACAAAAAUUGUCUCUUGGGUUGGUGCCAAACAAGGCAGAAACUGUCAAGUAGUAUAGUGGGAAUUAUGGGGUUCAAACACUGCACUUAAGAAAUCAAUUUUUUUUGCCUCUUUAUUGGAUUCUUUCUUUUUCUCUGUGUGUCUCUCUCUCACCAGUUUUCAGUUUUCACUUAGUUUAGCUUCUUGUUGUUUAGUUUUUGUCUUUAAAAUCUUUAAAAGCUUUUGUCACACAUGAAAAACCAAGAUCUAUGGCCCAUGAUGGAACCUUAAAAUAUCAAAAAUUUAAUGCCUAAGUGAGAAGAUGAUGAAGGGUUUGAUGUUCCAAGUCCAACAACAACAACAGCAACUACAGCAGCAAGUUGUGGAGGAGAACAUGUCUAAUUUGACGUCUGCUUCUGGUGAAGCAAGUGUUUCUUCAGGCAACAGAACUGAAAUAGGUACCAACUAUUCUCAACAGUAUUUUGCUCCUCCACCAACCCAAACUCAACCAGUAGUGAAAAAGAAGAGAAACCUCCCAGGCAACCCAGACCCAGAAGCAGAAGUGAUAGCUUUGUCUCCAAAGACUCUUAUGGCAACAAAUAGAUUUAUCUGUGAGAUCUGUAACAAAGGGUUUCAAAGAGAUCAGAAUCUUCAACUUCAUAGAAGAGGGCAUAAUUUGCCUUGGAAGCUAAAGCAGAGAACAAGCAAAGAGAUAAGGAAGAAGGUGUAUGUAUGCCCAGAACCUAGUUGUGUGCACCAUGACCCAUCAAGGGCUCUUGGAGACUUGACUGGAAUCAAAAAGCACUUUUGCAGAAAGCAUGGUGAGAAGAAGUGGAAAUGUGACAAGUGCUCAAAGAGGUAUGCAGUUCAAUCAGAUUGGAAAGCUCACUCCAAAACUUGUGGCACUAGGGAGUACAGAUGUGACUGUGGAACCCUUUUCUCAAGGAGGGACAGUUUCAUAACCCACCGAGCAUUCUGUGAUGCAUUAGCUGAAGAGAGUGCAAGAGCUAUCACAACAAAUAACCCACUUCUCUCUUCUCAACCUGGCUCUUCAACGCCUCACAUUUUGAACCUCCCACAACACCAAUAUAAUCCCCAAGACCUCCAUGCAUUUACUUUGAAAAAAGAGCAGCAAAGUUUCAAUUUAAGGCCAGAGAUACCACCAUGGCUUUCUUUUCCUGGCCCACCGCCACCUCAACCUCUUGACCUUUCAUCCUCCUCCUCAUCAAUCUUCUCCACAAGAUUAGACCAUCAUAAUCAUCAUCAAGAAUUCACACAGUCCCACCAAGACUUUUCCCUCCAUGAAACACCAAACCCUAACCCUAGUCUUGGACCCACUCUCCCUCCUUAUCAGUCUGUACCAUCCCCACACAUGUCAGCCACUGCAUUGCUUCAGAAGGCAGCUCAGAUGGGUGCAACUAUGAGCAACAAGACUGGCAGCUCAUCACAAGGCAUGCUGUUGAGGCCCACACACCAGUCUCACAUGUCUGCAGCUUCUGAUUCUAGCAACAACACAACUGGUAAUAAGUUUGGAUUGAAUUUGUCUUCACAUGAAGAGAUGGGCACUACUGGUACUGGCUUUACCCAUAGCUUGGCAGUUCCCUUUGGGAAUAAAGCUGCAUGCUCUUCUGCUGCCUCUGCUGGAGCAAGUAGUACUACUGGUGUGGCCUCAGGUGUUGUUCAUACUCCUUCUUUUCUUCAUGACAUGGUGAGUUCUCUCUCUUCUGCAACUGGGUUUGAAGGAACUUCUUUUGAGGAUGCAUUUGGUGGGAUUCUGAAUUCAAAGAAAACAACCACCACCACCAACAACAACACUAGCCAUUUUACUAGGAAUGAUGAAAGUGGUACAGGUGGUGGUGAAGGUUUGACUAGAGACUUUUUGGGUCUUAGAGCUCUCUCUCAUGGUGACAUUCUCAGUAUUGCUGGUCUUGGUCAUUGUAUGAACACUUCUAAUGAGCCUCAAAAUCAACCCCAAAAACCAUGGCAAGGUUAGCUCCUAUGUUCUGGCUAGAUAAAAAACCUUUUUUUUUCUUCUAUAAUUUUGAAUUUCUUAUGUCCCCACUUUUUUUGAGCUAUCAAUCUUCCCAAAGGGAAAGACAUAUCAAAAAUCUUAAUAUUACAAUGCCAUAUGUUAGCUAUUUUA
Quercus lobata is the source of this 2187-nucleotide messenger RNA. It is a transcript of the gene IDD11, whose product is annotated as indeterminate(ID)-domain 11. The record is from RefSeq and is a predicted model, not a curated record. Lineage: Eukaryota; Viridiplantae; Streptophyta; Magnoliopsida; Fagales; Fagaceae. The coding region runs from base 367 to 2037 and encodes 556 amino acids. Gene Ontology annotation, cellular component: nucleus. The transcript has 3 exons. Gene Ontology annotation, molecular function: DNA-binding transcription factor activity.